AGACAGGCAUGUGCAACGCGCGCUGAAAUGCGCGAGUUUAUGGACUAUGUCCACAGUGCUUUCUACGAGGCGACCGGGUGGCGGCGUGACAAUUCGUAUGCAGCGCUGAAUGCGACGACUGACGCUCUGUUGAACUUCAGCACUCCUCGAGGUCUUCGUCUAACCCUCUCGGCCCUCGCAAGCCCCAAUUUCGCCACCUCCUACCAGCUGGGCUCUGUUGGCGUGGUUGAUGGCUCCAUCUCCUACCUGUUCUCCUCGGUUCCCCUUCGAGUCCUCUUGACACCCCAGUCCGAGAAUGUUCCGCUCCCCGAUCUUCUUCGAUCCUAUCGCCCUCUAACGCCGGUUGCUCGACGAGAUGACCCCUCCCUAAGGCGUCCGGACGAUACAGACAAGACAAACGAGUCUCUUCUAUACGGCAGGCUAUAUCUGCCCCGAUCGCAGCUAGAGGCGCUCCUUGUGAGGCGGCUAUCCCCCGCCUUCCAGGCACAGUUCAGUGCCGUAUCGGGCCAGCACCUCAGAAACGGGGGCACUGCCCUGGGGUUGCUGCAGUAUGAUGUCGGGAGGUAUGCGCUUGAAGGACUUGCUUCCACGGAUGGUGGAUUGCUAGGCUUCAGAGGAGUAUAUAAUUUUGGGGGCGACUUGAGCAGUAAAAAGCACACCCAGCAAUCAACUACAUCUCCUGCGGAGAAUGGCAGUGGCAAUGGGGACAAGGAAAGGAUAUAUGGGCGGUUCAGCACUGGCGGAGAGAUUUACUAUGGCACGCUUAACAAAUCUGGAGGCAUAAGCAUCGGCGCGAGAUUUGCUACACUGCCAGAUCACAAGGGAACACCGCUUUCUGCUACACUCACGCUGAAUCCUCUGAUGGGAAAUAUUGCAGCUAACUAUGCAGUCAUGGCUGGGAAGGACUGCAGCCUUGCGACUCGCAUGGAGUUCAACAUCUUCAGCUACGAAAGCUCUUGGGCUGUCGGAAUGGAGCUGUGGAGGAAACCGUUUGCUCGGUCCCGGAGUUUUAACGCGAAGCUGGAGUGGAGGCUUGAUGAACCGGAAAAGCCAACAGAGAAGAAGAUGGCGCACAAGAAAGUAGAUAAAGAGGAGGCAGAGAAUGACGAGAAGGAAUAUGCCGGAGUCGUGAAAGCGAGAUUGGACCAAAAUCUCCGGCUUGGAGUGCUGUGGGAAGGGCGAGUAAAGUCGCUUUUGUUCAGUCUCGGAAGCGGGAUCGAUCUAAAGAUGAUGAAUAAGCCUUUUCGAACAUUAGGUCUCGAGGUUCAGUUCUCAUCAUGA
Molecule: messenger RNA, 1281 nt
Organism: Trichoderma virens Gv29-8
Lineage: Eukaryota; Fungi; Ascomycota; Sordariomycetes; Hypocreales; Hypocreaceae
Exons: 4
Coding region: 28-1281 (417 amino acids)
Biological process (GO): phospholipid transport; establishment of mitochondrion localization; protein insertion into mitochondrial outer membrane
Cellular component (GO): ERMES complex; SAM complex
Source: RefSeq, a predicted model, not a curated record